This is a messenger RNA of Heterostelium album PN500, 750 nucleotides long. It is a transcript of the gene alg3, whose product is annotated as glycosyltransferase. Gene Ontology annotation, molecular function: dol-P-Man:Man(5)GlcNAc(2)-PP-Dol alpha-1,3-mannosyltransferase activity. The record is from RefSeq and is a predicted model, not a curated record. The coding region runs from base 1 to 750 and encodes 249 amino acids. Gene Ontology annotation, cellular component: endoplasmic reticulum. The transcript has 3 exons. Lineage: Eukaryota; Evosea; Eumycetozoa; Acytosteliales; Acytosteliaceae.
AUGAGUUCAAAAGUUACUAGUAGAGGUAACAGAAAUAGUGGAGGUGUUGUAGAUCACCACCGAAAUGAUGAUGAUGAUCGUGUUGCAACCACCAAUACCACCAAGAAAACACAUACCACUAGUAGUGGCAACAGCAACAGCAGCUUCUACAAAAAAGUAGUGUCGAUAUUGAAUGACAUGUGUGAUGUGGCGAUCAACUAUUUGGUGGUGACAAAGGUAGAGUACACAGAGAUCGAUUGGUCGACCUACAUGCAGCAGAUCACUCUUUUCAUGAAUGGCGAGCGUGACUAUACGAAACUCGAGGGUGACACUGGUCCCGUCGUAUAUCCCGCCGGAUUCAUCUAUGUGUUUGCCGUGCUGCGUCAGCUGACCGACCUUGGCGCCAACAUUGGUCGCGCGCAAAUUAUAUUCGCCGCGCUGGCAGUCGCCACCAGUGCGCUGGUAUUCGCUAUCUAUGGACGUGAUCGCAAGCACGUGCCCGGUUACGUACUGGCGUUCCUCAUCCUCUCGAAGCGUAUCCACUCGAUUUUCGGACUGCGACUGUUCAACGACGGUCUCACCAUGUUUCGCGGCAGUCAGCAUCAAGAUGAAUGUACUGUUGUACGCGCCAGCACUUCUACUACUGCUCCUCCAAACCUACGGAAUCGUCUGGACAAUUCCGCGUCUUGGCAUCUGUGGAUUGCUGCAACUGGCGAUUGGCGCGCCAUUCCUCGCCAGUCACCCAGUCAGCUACUUGACACGCGCCUUUGA